AUGGACUUUCUAAGACAUGCAGUGCUGGCAGCUGUAGGCUCUGGCUUGACAGUUCCUGACAAGAUCCUUGUCAAUCCAGUCAUUGUUCCAUCCAUUCUAACUCGUUUCGGAUUAGACUCAAGUUUAUCUGGAGCCAUUGCUCAUGAUGAAUCUCAGUCACUGCUGGCUGUGGGUUUGAGCAAUGGCUCAUGGCUGGUGCUGGGAAACCAUUUGGAGUUCAGACUCGCAAUGGACAACUUUGGACGAGACUCGGCCAGGAAACUGCAUUCUCUGCAGCACCAACCUACCAAUAGAAGCACUCACUCGCUUCAUGCUGAUUCUACUUAUCAGAAACCUUCUGUUCCGUUUCAUAGAGCCAGUCAGUCAUCAACCCAAUUCCACAGUUUAAAUUCAUCUGUAGUUCAAACCAGUCGUAAAAUACCAGGACUCGCAUUCAAACUGGGCGACUGUUAUCUCGUCGCAACCACUCCACUCGCCCCUACACAGAUCGUUGUAUGGAACAUUCAGCUUAAAACCCUACAUCUUCAAAUUCAACUGUCGGAUCCUGUCACUGCAUUUCAGAUAUGUCCAGAUUCAUCAUGGGUCGCUGUUGGGCUAUCCUCUGGUCUUGUUAGUAUGGUAGAUAUGGUUUCUGGACAGAUAUCUCCCUACUCUUUCCAUCAGCCUACUUUUUCAUCCAAGGAAGACUACAAUGAUGCCACGGCCGCGAUCUCUUCAGUCACUGCUACAGCAUCCUCAAUCUCACUCCAAAACACGUCUGUUCGGCAACUCUUGUUUUCACCAACAAAUCCCAACCAUUUGUUGGUAGUGUGCGAAACUGGUCCAAUUUUCUUAUGGAACGUGUCGCAAAAACAGUGUCUAAAGUGGUUCGUAUACACAACCAACGCAGAUUCAAAAUCUACUGAUCCUUUACCUUGUCUUUCUGCAUGCUGGAGACCAGAUGGUGAACAGAUCGUCGCUACAUACACUGAUAACCAGCUUGUGUUUUGGAAUAUGAAGGAGGACUGGGUUUCUUUGAUUACGAGUGGUGAUAUCCAUAAGCGUAUUUCCAAAAAACCUGCGCUUGUAAGACAUGUUUUGGCUAGUGCAUCGAUGACUCCAAAAGAAAAAUUAAAUCAACCAGAGGUUUGGCCAAUUAAGCAGCUACACUGGAUAUUGCUAGGACCGGAUCAUGGAUCUAUACUGUUUGUUAGUGGUGGAAUGUUUAAAAACGCUUCAAAUGGAAUUGCAUGUUUGUUUUUUACUGCAAAAUACGACAUGCGCUCCAAUCAUAUUGUAGAAACUGUGGUUCCAAUUGUAGGCACUGUAGCCACGUUUGUUGUGAUUCCACAAACAAAAUCUCGGCAACAAAAUAAUUCAUCAGAUUCAUCAGAUUCUAGACCAAAUGUGGAGGUGGUUGCUGUGACUGAGGGUGGACUAUGUGUUGCAUUCAAUCUUCAAGAUAAAAACAUCACUCCUUUAUCGCUCCCAGGACGUCUACAGUGUCAAACAUCUUUACAAGACAACAAUCUACAAACCAACACAACUUUGGUAUCGAGUGCAAACGUACACACCCUCACUCACAUGGAAUGUUCAUUAAAACUUUACCGCGACAUAGAAUCAUACAGUCACAGCUUUCUUCCACCAGCACUCGAACUAGCAGGUGGACAAGCACGAAAGCUCAACAUUGUUCGCAUUAAUGACAUCAUUUCAAUUGUUCGACCUGAUAAACAGAUUGAAUUUUGGAGUGGAAUGGCAUCGGGUGGAUCUCCUAUGUGGCUCUUCACGACUCCUUUUGGCGAAUGGCUACCCAAUUCAGAUAUUGAUCACAUUUGGCAUUGUUUGGAUCGAAAGUUGCUGUGUAUUCAAAUGGGACCUUGUGUCGUGUAUCAUAUAUUUACGAUGCCUGCCAAAGAAGUAGAAAAUCAGAGCGAUGAUGGUCCAGAUCAUGACAUUGAGGACAUUGAUGCAAUGAUGGCUAAAUUAGACGAAACAAUUGGGCAGGUACUCGAGGACUCUGCUGCAAUUACCUCGUUGGCUUUGCAUAAUAUAGAUCAAACUAAACCCGAACAUGAGAACGAGUUUUACGAUGAAUCUCAAACUCAUCCAAGUACUACUGACCAACUCGAAUCAACCAAAAAGAAUGAUCAUUUGGUAUCCCAUGCUGAUGUAGAUUCACAAGAGGGUAAUAAAAAUGUUUGGGUCACAUCUUUGGAAGAAAAGCACUUUCAAAGUGCUCAGUGCUGGAAACCUCUGUUUCAAGUCAUCCACACAUCAGAAGUAUUGCUGAGCGAAUAUGCCGAUUGGAUGAAUAUUCUUGCAACAGCUACAUCCGAGUUUGUUCAUUUUACCGAUACCAUCAGCGGCCGUGAAAUUUUUACCGAUAAACUAUCUGACACAGUAUAUCCAUUACAUCCAAAUGAGCGCUUUUCAUCAUCUCAGCAAUACUGUUUUGCCACAUUCAUGUGUUUUGCUCCACUUUUAACUGGCGAUGAUCCAACACCGCAGCUUUCACUUGUCGUAGCUACUUCAAAUGGGACAAUCCUGGCAUAUACGAUUGUAUUUGAUUUUGUUUCUCACAAAGUUAAUCCUCAACGACAUAAUUUAUACAUUCCCGACUCAACAAGCAUGCAUCGCGCUGUAAAUUCAACUACCGAGUCCAGCUUUCACCUUUCCGAGGACGCUAGCCCUAUUCAUCUAACUGUUCUAGACGAUCAAGGAAGAGUUUUACGAUCGGAUUACCGAUAUAGACCUUCAAAUGAUAUUGAGCAGCAUAUUGUCGUUGUAUCUAGACGUUCUGUUAAAAUCCUGGUUUUAAAAACUGACCGAAAUCCAUUUGUUGAAGCACAACAAUCUUUUUCUGAAACUCAGCACAUUGUGUGUGGCCGUGUAGUCUAUAUUCUAAACGAUGCACCACAUGUGGUAGCUGUUACGAAUCUGGGUAGACUGAUUGUAUUUGUACUCCCAUCGCUUGAAAUGAUUGCACAAGUACCGCUUCCUAGCGGUAUUGAUUCAAGAAACCUUGCAAAAACAACGAUUACUUUAGACGGACGUUUGGGCUGUUGGAUGGCUGAUGGGCAUUGGGAAAUGUUUGGCAUUAUUUCCAAUCCGACACAAUAUCCUCAGAUUGACAUUAGACUGUAUGAUUUGUAUCGACAAAGUCAAUGGUACAAUGCAAAAGGAAUCCAGCAAUCUUCUACCCAUCGCAAUGCACAGCAUGAUUUGCUAUUUGGAUCUACAUAUUCCCAACGCGAUGAGCUGGGAUUGGAUAAAACCAAUAAACCUCGUGGCAACGAUGCCAUGUCAGCAAUGACCAAUGCAAGUGCUUUUAACUUGCCAUUCAACAAGUCUAGACAUGACACUUUUGCUUAAAUAGACUUGACACUACUUUUCAAUACUAAACCAUCUGAUUAUUUUACAUAUAGAAACUGGAUGAACGUGGCGAACGAUUAGCACAAAUGGAAACAAAAACAAGUGAAUUGGCGGACGCAUCUAAACAGUUUGUGAGCAGGAUAAAAGAAUAUAAUGAACAACAAGCAAAAAAAAGUUGGUGGCAGUUUUAAACGUACGAAUAAAACUAUUUUUAACUCU
Molecule: messenger RNA, 3570 nt
Organism: Batrachochytrium dendrobatidis JAM81
Lineage: Eukaryota; Fungi; Chytridiomycota; Chytridiomycetes; Rhizophydiales
Exons: 7
Coding region: 1-3351 (1116 amino acids)
Biological process (GO): regulation of protein secretion; establishment of cell polarity; regulation of exocytosis
Cellular component (GO): plasma membrane; cytoplasm
Molecular function (GO): myosin II binding; syntaxin binding; GTPase activator activity
Source: RefSeq, a predicted model, not a curated record